AAUUUGUCACCAAAGGAUAUGUAUCAAAGAUUUAUCGAGGCACAUAUACGAUUUACCUCCCGUUGUUCAUACAUGAGGGAAAACACAUAGCGGCAUCUUAUUAGGCAACAUGGAUUGUGCUCGGCAAUGGCUAUUCUAAAUUCCAUCUUUCAGCAAUGGAACAUUUCCGCAUCAUCUGAUUGGAAUAUAAGUGGGGAACUGUGUAGCGGGUCUGCUCUCACGGGAAUGGGCGGAUUGUACCUUGGGAUCGAAUGCCAAUGCACUUUCAACAAUGGAUCCAUCUGUCGCAUAACGAAACUGAAAGUCGAUAGUCAGAUUUCAAGAGGUCACAUUAUUCCGGAAGCCUUUGGGAAACUGACUCAUCUCACAGUUCUGUAUGGGUUGCUCUACUCUAGUUUGUGAUUUCCACAAAGAGAACAAUUUUGAAACGCUGGCAGAGUCUGAUGGAUGAUGCACGGGCAAUUGGAAAUUCAAUAAAGUUAUGUUUAUUUUAUUCAAUAAAGUUAGAAUGGUGGACAUUUAUUGGACAGUUAAAAAUGAAAAUAUCCAAUGGUCUUAUUUCAAUAAACAAGUGUCCAUAAAUAAGAUGUUAGGAUUGUUCAACCAAUCUGAUUUUUGGUCGGGUUAGUUUGAGUUGAUAUGUCACUACCAUUUCUAAGUGCCUAUGUAUCAAACGUCAUAUGAAGCGAGGAUAUCGAAUAAACUCCACUUCCACAAAA
This is a messenger RNA of Magnolia sinica, 719 nucleotides long. RefSeq names its product probable LRR receptor-like serine/threonine-protein kinase At1g56130. The record is from RefSeq and is a predicted model, not a curated record. The transcript is spliced from 3 exons. Lineage: Eukaryota; Viridiplantae; Streptophyta; Magnoliopsida; Magnoliales; Magnoliaceae. The coding region runs from base 127 to 402 and encodes 91 amino acids.